CAGAAAGUUUAGAAGACAUAGAAAGUUCAGAGAAUGAAUUAGAUUCAAGCUACUUUAUAGCAGAGAACAAUGUUUAUUAUUCUUCAGAAGAAGAAUCUUAUAAUUCUGAAUAUGCAAACAGAAUUAGUUCAGAAAUAACAGUUAUAUUAGACAAUAGUGAAUCUGAAAUAGAAGUUAUUUAUGAAAAGAGAAAAUCUAAAGCUAAUCUUAUUGAACCGCAA
Cetraspora pellucida is the source of this 221-nucleotide messenger RNA. Lineage: Eukaryota; Fungi; Glomeromycota; Glomeromycetes; Diversisporales; Gigasporaceae. The record is from the annotation of a GenBank genome assembly.